CACCACCACAUAUUUAGUGGAUCAAGCCUAGCUAGCUUGUUGUUGAUGACUUGCAAUGGGAUGGCCUUCUUCCAAGCAACAAAUUUCAUGCUCGAAACCCCUUCUCAUGAGGAUGACCAUCAUCAACCUCACAAUACUUCUCUUAUUAGUCCAAUUCCCUCUCCUUGUCCACCCCAAGAUUUUCAUGGGGUUGCAUCAUUUAUAGGGAAGAGAACAUCAUCAAUGUCAUUUUCAGGGGUGGAUUUGUGUGAAGAGGCAAAUGGUGGUGGGGAAGAUGAUUUGUCUGAUGAUGGAUCACAACUGGGGGAGAAGAAGAGGAGGCUUAACAUGGAACAAGUUAAGACACUCGAGAAGAACUUUGAGUUGGGUAACAAGCUUGAGCCUGAAAGAAAAAUGCAGCUUGCAAGGGCACUUGGACUCCAGCCCAGACAGAUUGCUAUUUGGUUCCAAAACAGAAGAGCUAGGUGGAAGACUAAGCAGCUUGAGAAAGACUAUGAUCUCCUUAAGAGGCAAUUUGAAGCUCUCAAAGCUGAUAAUGAUUUACUCCAAUCCCAAAACCACAAACUCCAUGCUGAGAUAUUGGCACUAAAAGGUAGGGAGCCAACAGAGUCUAUCAACUUGAACAAAGAAACAGAGGGUUCUUGCAGCAACAGAAGUGAGAACAGUUCAGAUAUCAAGUUGGAUAUAUCAACAACACCGGCAGCUAUUGACAGCCCAUCAAUAUCUAAUCAUCCAAUUAUUACAAGCAGAUCUCUCUUUCCAUCAUCAUUAAUGAGGCCUACAGGUGGAGGUGGUGGUGGUGCACAGCUCUUCCCAAACCCUUCAAGGCCAGAAAUCCAAUGCCAAAAGGUUGAUCAAAUUGUCAAAGAAGAAACAAACCUUACAAACAUGUUCUGCACCAUCGAUGACCAAUCUGGGUUUUGGCCAUGGCUUGAGCAACAACAACAUUUCAACUGAAGUUUCAACUCUAGUACUCUACAUAAAUAUCCAUUUUGCAGUUUGGAAAAAUUUUACCAUAUUUUUAUGCUUUUUUUGAUGAGUCCAUGUUCUCUUUUUGGUAUAUAAAUUAAGUAAAAAAUUGAGUUUUUUUAUUUGUGAGGGCUCAGGAUCUCUAGAUAUGAUGACAAAUAAAGAUGCUUGAGGAAUCAACUACUUCUCUUACUGGUUAGGAGAGUCUAUUAUCUCUUUCGAGGUCGCCGAUUCCAUUUCUAUCAAGUCUGUACAUAUAUU
Messenger RNA from Tripterygium wilfordii, 1230 nucleotides. Its product is annotated as homeobox-leucine zipper protein ATHB-13-like. Gene Ontology annotation, cellular component: nucleus. The transcript is spliced from 3 exons. Gene Ontology annotation, biological process: positive regulation of DNA-templated transcription. Bases 46 to 957 code for a protein of 303 amino acids. The record is from RefSeq and is a predicted model, not a curated record. Lineage: Eukaryota; Viridiplantae; Streptophyta; Magnoliopsida; Celastrales; Celastraceae. Gene Ontology annotation, molecular function: DNA-binding transcription factor activity, RNA polymerase II-specific; sequence-specific DNA binding.